AUGUCAAAGGUCAUUGUUUCGGAUGAUACUCGAAUCGUUGAACUGCAGGAGGAGAUAGCUCAAACGAAUAUUCGACUGACCAGCGUCGAAGCGAAACUGGAACAGGUCCUUCAGCGUUUAAACCCUAUUCAGCAGGGUCGACUGACCACUCUAGAAGGAAAACUUGAUCGUAUCCUCACCCAUUUGAGCCCGAUUCAACAGCUUCGUCUUUGUAACUUAGAAUCGAAGCUGGAUCAAGUCUUUCGACACUUGAUUCGGCAAAAUGAAACCUUCUGCAAGAAGAUUCAAGUUGAAGAGAGCGUCGAGGAAGAAGUUGCAGCGUCGGGAUUGACCAGCAAACUCGUUGUUGAAAGCAAAAACCAAUCCUCAACCACGAAAUGUUUCGAGCAUACCCCACCAAUUAAGCAACGCUCAUACCGCUACGACAGAUCAGCAAUUAAUCUGAUGAAAUACGAAUGGCUGAACAGCACGGGAAGUCGACCCACAAGUCCACCGGAAGUAUCUCGUCUCGAUUCACGCUCUUCAACCCCUGUUGACCCUAUCAUGACAGCGAAAACCCAGGAAGAAGCAACCCAACAUACUACGUCAUAUUUUGGGUCAGAACAGGGAGACGUUACCUCAAGUCCAAUGAGUAACGGGGUUUUGCCUUCGUCUACCGUACAAACGAAAUCGAUUCUUGACAAAAACCAGGCAACUCAUGUUAAUAACGACCAGCUGGGAACCGGAAGUGGAUCUCCAGUGACUGCGGACAAACCUGAGAAGAACUAUGGGAAUAUUCAGUCGAUGUCGGCGUACAUUAGACAGCAAAUUGAUUCGACGUAUCUCUCAAGUCGGGAUCGACAGGAGCUUCGAAUCUUGUUGCAGUUAGCACAAUUCGAAAGCAUCCUCGGAUCGGCACUAAAAAAAGACGUCCACUCACGUCUACACAUGUUCAGCACGGUCGUCACUCACGGAUGGUCGGCAGCAUCUCGUAUCACGGCACGACAGUCUGCAAUACUUCAAGACAUGAAUCGAAAAAUGCACGAUCUUCAUAUUUCCACGACAAAUAACCGCUUCAAAAUGUCUCGAUUCCACAAAUUAGCGGUGAAAUCAACCAAGAAAAAGAAGCAUUGA
This is a messenger RNA of Acanthosepion pharaonis, 1113 nucleotides long. The record is from the annotation of a GenBank genome assembly. Lineage: Eukaryota; Metazoa; Mollusca; Cephalopoda; Sepiida; Sepiidae.